AUGACAAUAAUAUAUGUAUUAUAUGAUUCUGAUUGUGCUGAUAUGGCAAUACCCGAGUGGAUCUCACCGACUAACAUAGCAACAGUUUUUACAAUUGAAGACCUGUGCGAAAAACUAGAUGAUAAUGCUAAUGAUACAAUAUUUGUUGUUAUAUAUACAUCAAGAUUUGUUAUGAAUAUUGAAAACUUAAAAUUUUCCGAUAACAUUUCCUAUUAUCUCUAUUGUGAAGAAGCAACUCAAAUUGUACAAACACACGAUUGUUUACAAUUAGAACUAAACCUAGUCCAACGAGGCCGUGUAAAAUCGAUUUAUAAUUAUUCAUCCGUUUGUUUACAAUUGGGCUACGACAUAGCCAUGUACUAUAUGAACCAGGGACAUAAAUAUCGUCGUUUGAACAAGUAUGAACGAGCAAAUCACGAAUAUAACGAAGCUGAAAAAGUUUAUAACUUAAUUAAUAGAUAUUUAGUUAGCAAUAUACAAGCUGAUACUAGCACAAUAAUCAAUUCAACAAAAAUCCCGGCUGCUAUCAAGAGUAAUCCACAGUUACCAACGUGGAAAGAAAGAAACUGA
This is a messenger RNA of Didymodactylos carnosus, 570 nucleotides long. NCBI's taxonomy places the organism in Eukaryota, Metazoa, Rotifera, Eurotatoria, Philodinida, Philodinidae. The record is from the annotation of a GenBank genome assembly.